This is a messenger RNA of Anolis sagrei ordinatus, 1208 nucleotides long. RefSeq names its product transcriptional and immune response regulator (gene TCIM). Lineage: Eukaryota; Metazoa; Chordata; Lepidosauria; Squamata; Anolidae. The record is from RefSeq and is a predicted model, not a curated record. Gene Ontology annotation, molecular function: Notch binding. Gene Ontology annotation, cellular component: nucleus; cytosol. Gene Ontology annotation, biological process: negative regulation of Notch signaling pathway; endothelial cell activation involved in immune response.
CGGAAUUGCCUUUAAAUAGCCACGCUGGAGCCAGGAGCUCUCCACAGGAUCCCUGGGCGAGAAACACUCCAAGGAGAAGGCCACUCUUGGUCGCUGGCACCAAUUGGAAAAGCGGCAGCUCCAUCGUGACCCCAGCCAUGUCGACCUCCUUGCGGGUGAGCCCUUCAGUCCACGGCUAUCGCUUUGAUACUGCCCUGCGCAAGAAAGCCGUGGCCAACAUCUUCGAGAACUUGGACCAAGAGUCCUUGGAGAAGCUCUUCAAACACUCCGGGGACCGGAAGGCUGAAGAGCGGGCCAAGAUCAUCCUGGCUCCAGACCAAGAACUGGAGGAGAAAGCCCGGUCGCUCAUGGCUUUGAAGCAGAGGACCAGAGAGAAACUCUUCCAGUUCCUCAAGUUUGGGAAGCACUCCAUCAAAGUCCACUGAAGAAGGUAGGACGGGAUGGAAAGAGCGCAAGUCCUUAGUCCAGAUGUAUCACUUUGGGCAUCACCAGAUGCCACGAGGAGGAAGGAUGCUGGGAGAUGAUGAGCGUCCAGUCCCAUUGCUGGACACUUGAAACACUCAAACUGUAAAGGAGCCAAAGCUUUGGUCAGUGAGCCAAAUGGACAGCAGUCCCUGAGCCACGAAGUAAGGAGGGCAACCGGCGGCACAGUCGGGCACAUUUUCCGAUGCCAACAAGAAUCUGGAUGGCUUUCCUCCAGACUGACAAUCUUUUCUGAGACUUGUUUAUUGAAUGUCGAAAGCCUUCCGUAAGCCUCUCCCUGUUGUCUGUUGGGAUGAAAGGGGAUUAGAGAGCGAUCCAUGACUUUGUCUAUUUGCAUUUGUUUAAAAUGCACUACGAGAAGCGCACGGCGUCUUUGGUGUUGUAAUGCACAACAAUGCUCCAGGGAGAGGACUGGCUUUGGGGACAGCAUGAAACAGACGCCGAGUCUCAAACUAGUCGCGCACAAGUUUCCUUUCGAAAAAGGAAGCUUCGUUCUGCAUUGAAUGAACUGGGGAGGUCUCUUUGGGACAUUGAGUUCUCUUGAUAUCGAAAGGCGGUUUCGAGUGUGUGCUUCCAGAAAAACAAAACAAAAGAAUUGUAAGCGCCUUAAGUGCAAUUCUUGCUGUGAAUUUUGCAAGCGACAGACAAUGUUUGCAACAAUGCUGUAUUUCUGUCUUUUGCAUCCGCUCAUCUGUCGAACAAAUAAAUUAUAAUUUUGAUAGAAA